This is a messenger RNA of Trichosporon asahii var. asahii CBS 2479, 1260 nucleotides long. RefSeq lists its product as uncharacterized. The record is from RefSeq and is a predicted model, not a curated record. Gene Ontology annotation, biological process: regulation of DNA-templated transcription. Lineage: Eukaryota; Fungi; Basidiomycota; Tremellomycetes; Trichosporonales; Trichosporonaceae. Gene Ontology annotation, molecular function: DNA-binding transcription factor activity. The transcript has 2 exons. Bases 1 to 1260 code for a protein of 419 amino acids.
AUGUCAGACUCGCCUGGGUCACGACGACGACAGCCCCAUGCGUCUCAGCGACACUUGCAGCAAACCAAUACACCAGCGGAAGGCACUAGUAGCUCCACAAGGCGGGAGCGUGAUAUUGAAGAGCCAGGCCGGCGACGCUCGUCGUCUCCAUCGAAGCCCGGAAUGACAUCUACUGCCGCUACCCCAGGAGCAGGCGAGUCAUCGUCGUCUGCAGCAUCCUCGAAGGCUCGACCAGAUAGGAAGCGGCCGAGCUCUCCGACAUGGGAUGAGGCUGCCUCAUCGAGUGGGAAUCCGGGGGAAGAAUCGAUGAUCUUGCGGCGUCGCGAAGCCAACCGUCUAGCGGCCCAGCGAUUUCGCAAUCGAAAGAAGGGAUAUCAGGACAGUUUGGAGGAAAGGAUCCGCGUGCUGGAGGAAGAACGUGCGAUCCUGAACAGGAGGUUGGAGGAUGCAGAAGAGGGUCACGCUGGACGAGGAUACCACGGUCCGCAUGCUGGCGAGCAUCUGAUGAGGCGCUUCGAUCAGAGCCCCUCUGUCAUCCCGGGUGCUCCUGGUAGAUCGGCGUCAACGAGUCGACUUUCCCGGUUCGCUUCGCCGUCCACGGCUGACGCAGAGCUCCGAGUUGCAAGUCUGGAGUCGGCGAACAGGCGACUUCAAGAUGAACUCAAGCGUGCCUCGGAAAGGAUAAGCUACCUCGAGUCCAAUCUCGACCAAUGGGUAAAGUGGGAACAGAAUCUGCGGUUCCAGAGCGCGGACGCUGGCGGGGACAUUAGAAGGCGAAGCCCUCGACAACCCUCUCCGCGGAUAUCGGUCCCUACGGCACUACCUCCCCCGCUACCUCCCGCGCCAUCACCCGUAGUGCACCAAGGGCCGCGUCGACCAGUGUCGCCUGUUCGAUCUCCUCCUCGUCUAGGUGGCUACGAUACCCGAUCACCCUACCCGUCAGCUCCCCCGCACACAGCUCCGCCUGCUGCUCCUUCCUACUCUGCCCCGCGCUAUGGAAGGGAGAGAAGCAGUUCCGUUGGAAUGGGCGGACCGUAUCACAGCAGGUCUGGACUCCAACUGCCACCUUUGCAACCUCCGCCCCAUGGCCUGUCACCUCCCCAUCCUCACAGCGGGCCACCUCCGCAGAUGUACUCGCCCUAUCAUGAGCGGCCACCACCGAGCUGGUCACCACCCCGGGAUUUAGGUCCCCACGGACCCCGUGGACAUCCAUCUCAUGGCCAUAGCGCGCAUCCGAGUCACAGUCGCCGUUAUGACUGA